Molecule: messenger RNA, 4099 nt
Organism: Carassius carassius (crucian carp)
Lineage: Eukaryota; Metazoa; Chordata; Actinopteri; Cypriniformes; Cyprinidae
Gene: vtg3
Product: vitellogenin 3, phosvitinless
Exons: 28
Coding region: 95-3859 (1254 amino acids)
Biological process (GO): lipid transport
Molecular function (GO): lipid carrier activity
Source: RefSeq, a predicted model, not a curated record
ACUAACUGCAUGAGAUUAGGGAGUAGGAGGGAAAUACAGCUCCCUGUUAUAAAAGGUGCUGUCCAAGCUGCUUAUACAACCUCUGGACUCUACCAUGUGGCGAUUUCAUCUCUGUCUCCUGGUAGCCCUUGCUGCCAGUGAGGCCAUCAAUUACGAGCCUUUCCUGAACUCUAAAAAAACAUAUGAGUAUAAAUAUGAGGGACUGGUGCGAGUGGGACGAGAACUGCCAGACUUGGUUGAGUCAGCAAUGAAGAUGAGGUGCACUUUUAAAAUCAUUGGCGAAUCACCUCAAACCUUUGUGCUCCAGAUCUCAAAUGUAGAUGUUGAAGACUUUAAUGGCUUACCUGGGAAAAGUGUCUUCAGCCCUUCCCAAAAGCUCACUAAGCGACUAUCUGCCGAAUUCAGCCAGCCAAUCGUAUUUGAAUUCUCCAAAGGACAAAUUACUGACAUUCGCACAGCACCUGGAGUCUCAAACACAGUUGUAAAUAUUGUGAGGGGGAUCCUUGGAUUUCUACAAGUCACGGUCAAAACCACCCAAAGUUUUUAUGAACUGGUGGAGUUGGGAAUUCAUGGUGUAUGUCAAAGCAGUUACACUGUUGAGGAAGACUCCAAUGCCAAAGAGCUGAUAGUGAACCAAAUGGUUGAUAUUGCCAACUGUCAACAGCCAGCUGCUUUAUACCGAGGAAUGGCUCUUGCCCCUGAAGACAAACUCAGCAAACAGAGAGGCGAGAGUGUGGUUUCAACAGUGAAACACACUUACACAGUGAAGUCCACAGCAGAUGGCGGUUUGAUCACUAAAGCAUUUGCUCAAGAGCGCCAAUAUUUCACACCAUUCAACGUAAAGGGAGGAAACUCCAGACUUUUGGCAUUACGGGAUAUUGAGCUUCUGAAAGUUUCAGACACAACUGACAAAAUAGUGACCGGACAGAUGCAGAGCAGAGGCAACCUGAUGUACAAGACAGAAAAGGAUCUCAGACCAAUUCCUGUUGUGAUGAUCAACCUGAACGAACCAGUGCCAAAGAUUUUAGAUUUAAUCAAGCGCUUGGCACAGGCUAACAUAUAUCACGUGGAGAGCACAAGCAGCUCAGAUAUUCUGAAUCUAAUUCAGUUGCUACGUGUGGCGUCACUUGAGAACCUAGAGCAGUUAUGGAAGCAGGUCUCAGGAAAUGAUGAGCACAGGAGGUGGUUCCUGGACUUGGUUGUGGAGGUAACAGAUGAGAGGAUCCUCAAAUUCCUUGAAACCAAAUUCAAAGCAGGCGACAUUACAGCAAAUGAGGCAGGACAGGCACUGGUAGUCGCAUUUAACCACUUGUCUGCUGAGCCUGUGUCAGUGGCAUUAGCUCAGGAGUUCCUGACAAUUCCUUUUAGUAAAUCGCAUCCUCUCCUAUGGAAUACUGUAGUUUUGGCAUAUGGCUCUUUAGUACACAGAUACUGUGUGUAUACUGAUCCCUGUCCCAUCACCGUGGUGCAGCCAUUGUUGGAUAUGGCUACAAGUGGCCUGAGUAAAAACUCUGAGGAGGAUAUGGUCCUUGCACUGAAGGCCUUGGGAAAUGCAGCACAUCCCUCCAGUAUCAAGACUCUCCUAAAGUUCCUUCCAGGCUACACAGCAGGAGCUGAAAAGCUUCCAACCAGGGUACAGAGUGCUGCGGUCCAGUCAUUCAGACUACUUGCAAGCAGGGACCCCCACAGUGUGCAAGACAUUGUCUUGAACCUCUUUCUACAAAGGACUCUUCCUGCUGAAAUCCGCAUGCUGGCCUGUAUGGUGCUUCUAGAGACCAAGCCAUCCAUAUCUCUAAUCUCAGUAAUAAGUGAAGUCCUGUUGGAGGAAAUUGACCUGCAGGUUGCCAGCUUCUCCUAUUCUCUACUCAAAGGCAUUUCCAAGUCCCGUACCCCUGAUAAUCAACAUCUAUCCACUGCCUGUAAUAUUGCGAUAAAGAUUCUUACCCCCAAACUUGGUCGUCUGAGUUAUCGCUACAGCAAGAAUUUGCAUUUGGACUGGUUCCAUGAUGACUUUUUAUUUGGGACAUCUGCCGACAUUUAUAUGCUGCAAAAUGAAAGUCUUAUACCCACAAAACUUAUGUUUAAGGGAAAAAUUCAUUUCAUUGGGAGAAUAUUGCAAUUUCUUGAGUUUGGUUUCCGCGCAGAUGGACUCCAAGAGCUGUUAGCAGGAAAAAUCCCUCAACUCAAGAAAGAUUUAGGAAUCAUAGAUUUUGCCACUGUAAUGAAAAUUCUUUCUGACUGGCAGAACCUACCAAAAGACAGACCUCUAUUGACAGCAUAUGCUCGCGUGUUUGGACAGGAAGCAUUUUUAAUGGAUGUAAGAGGAGACUCUAUUCAGAGCAUCAUAAAGUCAUUUAGUCCUUCUGCUGGGAAGGAGAGUAAGGUUUGGGAAAAGAUUCAGGAUGUUCAAAAAGGGACUUCCUGGCACUGGACCAAACCACAUCUUGUGUAUGAAGCUCGAUUCAUACAGCCAACUUGUCUUGGUCUCCCAGUUGAAAUCAGCAAAUAUUAUUCAAUAAUAAAUGCUGUUACAAUGAAAGCUAAAGCAGAAAUUAAUCCUCCUCCCAAGGAACAUCUGGGUGAGCUGCUAAGCUCCGAUAUUUCCCUACACACAGAUGGCUUUGUUGGAGUGACAAAGGAUCAUUUUGUCUUUCAUGGAAUCAACACCGAUCUUUUCCAGUGUGGCACUGAGAUGAACAGUAAGAUAGUAACUGCCCUGCCAUGGGCAUUUGACUUGAAAAUAAACAGGAAAGAGCAAAAGUAUGAAAUGAACUUAACUCCAAUCAAAACGGUCACUGAAUUAUUUUCAGUCAAUUCUAAUGUGUUCUCUGUUCUGAGAAACAUUGAGGAUCCAUCCGUCUUCAAAAUAACUCCCAUGAUGCCUGAGACAGAGGACUCCGAAAGGAGUCUGCCACUGGCCAGGAUUUUACCCACUUCAAGGGGUGAUAAGACCAAGAACUCUGAGGUGAAAUUUAGGCAAUGCGCUGAUGCCAAGAUUUAUGGAACUUCGAUCUGCAUCGAGGCAGAAGCCAAACGAGCACACUACCUUCAUGAAUAUCCUCUGUACUACUUCCUGGGACACACCCGCUUUUCAUAUCAACUAGAACCAGCUGAGGGUGCCAAACCCAUUGAAAAAAUUCAGAUUCAGGUCACUGCUGGCAGAAAAAACCCUCCAGGAGUCAGUGAAAUGAUUAAUCUCAGCCACAGAGUAUUCAAGGACACAAGAGAUGAGAUCACCACCUGUGGGGAAAACAAUUUAUCCAAUUCAUUCCCAGCAUCUCAGGAUUUAGAUGCCACUCCAGAAAGUGUUGUCACAGUAAAAGCACUUGGUCUAAGUCCGCCAGCAAAACCCCUGGGCUAUGAAGGUGUAGCCUUUUAUCUGCCAACAGCCCAAAGAGACAAUAUUGAAAUGAUUGUCUCUGACGUUGGUGAAGAGGCAAACUGGAAAAUGUGUGUCAAUGCAAACACCGAUAAGAGUCACUCAUCAGCAAAGGCCCAUCUCCGAUGGGGUGCAGAGUGUCAGACAUAUGAUGUCUCUAUGAGGGUGUCCACAGCAUGCCAGCCAGAGUCUAAACCUUCCAUAUAUACCAAGAUCAACUGGGGAGCUCUGCCCUCAGUGUUCACAAUGAUUGGUCAAAGAAUUCAAGAGUACGUGCCUGGCAUUUCUUAUAUGAUGGGUUUCUACCAGAAAUAUGAGAAAAACCCAGAACGGCAGGCAGCUUUCACUGUUGUUGCGUCCUCACCAGAGACCUUUGACAUGAGGAUGAAAAUUCCAGAGCGAUCUAUCUACAAAAAGGCAAUUCAAUCACCAAUCGAUCUUGCGGGGUUUCAAGCUGUGAACUUCACCAUAUCCACUUAACAGGCUGGUGUUACAGAGCACUUCUGGAAGACAAAUCCAACAACACAGUAAAAUGGGCCAUCAAAAGUUCUGAUAUUCAAAGAUAUUUGUUAAAAAGGUUAAUUUUUAAGUAUAUGCCAAAUAAAUGAAGAGUGCAUCAAGAGUUCAAUGUGACAGAAAUUCAUUAUGUUCAGACUGAUUAUUAUAUUCCAGCCUAGAGUUGAUUAGACUUCAGAUCAUUUGCAAAAUCUGCUUUAUGUU